GGUCACAUGACUUGUGUUGAGAGAAUUUGUUGUUCAAGGGAUUUGACUGAGAAUCAUAGCGCAACGUCUAGGCAACCACGUUACCGUGUAUUUGUGAAGGCAUAACGCAAUGGUGUGCAAUUCCUAAACUGUCGCCUUUUGCAUGAUUAUAUUGUUCUUUGCAGAUCAGAUGACCAAUGUAGGCUAGAUAGCAGUUCUCUAAUCGCAUCGUCUACCUUUUCACUUGAGUAAUCGGAGUGUGAGAUCAGCGUUGCAUGACUCAACACAGGAGUUGCAUGCAGUCAUCACCUACUGUGCUGGAUAGUGGGUGCGUGAACUUAGGAUUCAGAGGGAAAAGAUAAACAACGAAUAAGUGUGGUACCGAUGAAUAGAGGAGGCCAGCCCUUCUCUCGAUGUCUCAAGCCAAUGUGGAGAGGUAGCAGUGGGGAGGGAUAAGGAGAAGUGGACGAAGAGGAGGAGAGGCUUGCGCUCCCCUGCCCCUUAUUUAAUUAAUACACAGUUUACAGUAUAUGUAUUUAUUUAUUUAUUUAUAUUAGGGUUUAUUUAUUUAAUCUUUUUAUGCAGAGAACUGAUGCCUUCUCUGAGCACUUGGAUUUGCAUUUGAAUUUAUUGUUCUGUGCUGACAUUCUGUGGGUAAUUGUACCCCACUUGGAUACUGUGAAUUGGGAAGACAUUUUUUUUCUGCCUAUGACAAGUGGUUUGUGUGGUGUGGCGGGGGGUGAGUCAUGAACCCCUUCCACCCCCACACAUAACCAUCUCCCUCCCCUGACCAGUCACAAGCCUGCCUCUCAUGAAAGCCAUGAGUUUACCCUUACACCAGAAGCCCAACAAUAAGAGAACAGGCAAGCGCAUUUCUUUCUUCAACGACCAGGGUGUGACCAUGAAGGAGGCCUCCCAGAAUGCAUCUGAAGGGCCCUACUAUGGCCUGGGUGCCCUGGCAUCAGAGCAAAGCCACGGUGCCACCUCAGGAGCGGCCAGCUCAGCUGCCGAGGGGCAGCGUAUGUUCCUGAACUCUGUCAUCUUUAGCCCAGAGAAAGGAGAGCAGAGCCAUGGACAUUACCAGCAGAUGAUGCCCAUGAAGUGGGCCCUCCAGAACCCCUCCCAGCAACCUCAGCAGAGGCCCACAGGUGGCAGCUGGUCGCAGGGCAUCACCAUGACGACCUGGACACAGAACUUUGCCCCAAACUUGACUUCCCAAAACACUUUCCCAAAGCAGAUUCCUUCUGAGGAUAUCUCUGCACAGCAGCAGCAGCAGCAGCAGCAGCAGCAGACCACCUCUGCUAGGACUGGUGAAAAGCAGCAGCAGCCACAACAGCAGCACCACCAACAGCAGCAAGUGCCCAGCUCGUCUAUAGAGGCCUAUAGAGAUUCCACUAAAGGACAUGCUAUGGACUGGGAGCAGCAGCAGCAGCAGCAACAGCCACAGCAGCUGCAACAGUCCUUCCAGCCAAGCCAUAAACCUGCAGCACUUAACGCACCGCAGCAUUCUGGAUCCAACCCGGCGGGGUCCUCUGUGCUCCAGCCUUUCCAGGUGGCCUUUGGACAGCCUAAACAGCACCUGCCGGCUGGCUACUAUCAGGUGUUCCAGCAACAAGGUGGCAGGACGUUGCCAAAUUUGAGUUACAGCAUGCAGACUAACUCGCAGCAUCAAAUCCAGUCCCUGCAAAAGCAGGAUCAGCAGCAUGUGCAGAGACAGCAGCAGCAGCAGCAGCAGCAGCUGAUUUUGCAGCAACAGCAAGAAAUGCAACACCAGUACCAACAGCAGCCAUUAAUCCAUCAGCAAUCAGUGCAACAGCAGCCACACCAACUUCAGCCACAAACACAACAGCAGACGCAGCAGACACAACACAUACACCAACAGACGCAACAGAAACAAACACAACACAUACAGAGCUCUGAGCAAAUGCAAGAGUUACAGCCACACUUGGAGCACACCUCUCAAGUCCAACAACAACAGCAACAACAACAACAACAACAACAGCAGCAGCCCAUGCAGCAUAUACAUUCACAUCAAACACUGCAGCAACAGAAACAGGUGACACAACAGCAGCCACAACCAACUCAACAGCCUCAACCAAUUUCCCAACAGAAAAAUGAUCCACAAAUUCAGCAGCACAGUCAACACAUCCUAGAGUUUCAUCUCAGUAGUAGUCAGUCUCACACUCUCGCCCAGUCCCUCUCAGAUCAGCAACAGACGCAGGUCAUGAGCCACUCUCAUUUUAGUGAUAAAUCGGCCAAGGACAUCCAGUAUCCCCCUGAUCCCCAGCAGUCUCCUCCCAGAACUCUGCAACCCGAGGAGCCUCUGCAGCCUUCCCACAGGUCACGGCCCCUCUCCAAAGAAGACGGGGGAGACAACCCUUUCCUAGUCCCUGCGGAGCAGAGCCAGGGCCCUCAGGGCUUCCAGGAGCCCCAGAAAGGUGCCUCUGAUGGGGCCACGAGGGUCCUGGUGGGGGAGGAGGUGAAGGCGGCGCCCACAGGGGUGAUCCAGAGCACACGGAGGAAGAGGAGGGUCUCCCAGGAGGCAAAUCUCGAGACACUGGCACAGAAGGCCUCCGAGAUGGAGUCCCUGCCAUCACAAGUCAUGAAGGAACCCCAUAGGCCCUGGAGUCCACCGUCGGGUCACUGCCCGAGGGAUCGGGAGAUGGAGGGUUUGGCAGCCAAGCGUCACCGGGACGAGUCACUCCUCCCUCUCAUCAUCCCUGUGUCGGUACCGGUGCGGCCCGUUGACCAGGGCUCCCCUCCGGAGCGAGACCCCACAGCAAUUGGCCACAGCUGGAUUGGCCACACCCCCUCCCACCAGGAACACAAGCCGUCAGUCAUUGUGACGCGUCGCCGCUCUCUGCGUAGUUCUCUGUCCGACAACUCUGGCCAGAACGGCGGCCCAGAGGACGAGAAGGACGCCGACGGCAAGUCUGGCAAGGUCAAGCGCCGGCCGCGCCCCGAGCCGCUCUUCAUCCCGCCGCCCAAGCCGGGCACGUUCAUCGUGCCGUCGGUCUACUCCAGCAUUACGCCCUACCAAAGCCACCUGCGCUCUCCCGUGAGGAUGACCGAUGGCGCCGGUUGCGGCGGCGGUGCCCAGGCCAUGCCCCCCUACACACCGCCGCCCAUCCUCAGCCCUGUGCGCGAGGGCUCCGGCCUCUACUUCUCCACCUUCCUCUCCAACGCCGCCGCCGCCUCCGCCACGGGGAGUCACGUCCUGCCCCCGGUGGUCACCCCCAAGUCUGCCACCCGGAGCCUGCUCCGCUCCAGCAGCUGUGACAUCACGCCUCCUGUGCUCUCUGCCAUGAGUGAAGCCACACCAGUCAGCCUUGAGCCACGGAUAAACAUUGGUGGUCGCUACCAGGCCGAGAUCCCCGAGCUGCGCGACCGCUCGGUCUCUCAGUCCGACCAGCACAAGGCGGAGCUAGUGUGGGCCCCGCUGCCCGAGCUGGACGCCCAGCCCAAGCUGCUGGAGAGAGUGAACAACCUCCUCCACCUGGCGUGCUCCAGUGCCCUGACGGGAGGGGGCACUAACCAGGAGCUGGCCAUGCACUGUCUGCACGCGUGCCGGGGUGACGUGAUGGGAGCUCUUUCCCUCCUGUUGUUGGAAACUCCCAUAUUUCCCAAACCUCACCCGCUGAGCAACUACCACUACUCAGGAUCUGACCACUGGACGACGACGGAGAAGCGCUUAUUUAACAAAGGCAUCUCGGCCUACAAGAAGGACUUCUUCAUGGUCCAGAAACUGGUGAGCUCAAAGACGGUUAGUCAGUGUGUUGAGUUUUACUACACUUACAAGAAACAGGUGAAGAUCGGUCGGAAUGGAGCUCUCAUCUACGGAGACGUUGAGCCACCAGAGACAAAACCAACAGAGGAGGAGGUGGACUUCAAGAGCUCUCAGAGGUUGGAGCCUGUCAAGCAGGAGGACGACAGCAGGAAGUGGGAGAGGUCAGCUGACAGGAAGAGAGAGAGCAGUCCCGGAAGAGUGACACAGUCCUCAGUCACCACUGAACACUCAGAUAAAGUGUCAACACAAAAGACCCAGGACAGCAGUCAGAGGGACCAGGCUGUCUUCGCUUCCCAAAAGCCUGAUCCUGGACCUGUGCAUAAGAGUGGCACCUCUGGAUCCGCCACCAAAGGCUCAGCUGGGCAGGAGGGGGAGUUCCCGUGCAAGAAAUGUGGCAGGAUCUUCUACAAGGUGAAGAGUCGCAGCGCGCACAUGAAGAGCCACGCCGAGCAGGAGAAGAAGGCGGCGGCCCAGCGGCAGAGGGAGGCCGAGGAGCGAGCGGCCGCCGCGGCUGCCCUCUCUGCCGCCCGGCAGAACGGCGCCCGGGGCGAGCGCGGAGCGGGCGGCAAGAGCAGCAGCGACGACUCCUCGGAUGAAGACGAGGAUGCCAACGAUGAGGAUUGGCAUUAGGUGGAGGGAACAGAAAAGUCGGAACUUAGAGCUGUGGCAACAGUGUGGUGUACAUUCAAUGGCAUCCUCUUUUGUCCUGUGCUGGACGAAAUGACAUUUCAACUGAUGUGAAAUUUCAAAAGACCAUACAGUUAAGUGUGUGUGUGUGUGUGCGUGACGUGUGUGUGUGUGUGCGUGACGUGUGUGUUUGUUUGAUGAACAGUGUUGUACGAUCUGAUGGUUAGGGUGAGAAUGUCCUAAAAUAUACACCAUACUGUAAGAUGUCUCCCACCUAAACCCGCCAUGGCUUCUAGCCUGUAGGAGCAGCCAUUUGCUCUUUUAGUGUUUGUGUGUUUUGUCAGUACAUGAAGACUCAGUCAGGGACAUGGAUGUGUGUGCAAAAGCCGUGCGUGUGUGUCUGUGUGCAUGACUGUGUGAGCGCGAGUGUGAGUGAGUGUCUACAUGUUUCAAAAGCUAUCAGGGGUUAUCUACCUUAUUACUUUUCAUUAUUUAUGGUUUGAUAUUCAUUCGAAAACAGAGGGCUACUAGAAGAGAGUGAGCACCACCACUCUUGUCACUCUCACUCUAUUUCUGGAGAGAGCUGCUCUGUCCAGGUCUGCCAUUCAAACCAGUUCAGCACUUUUGAUGCCCACACGCCAGUGAAGAGACCCUCUCGGACGUCAGGCCAGUGGGUGAGGAGCGGAUCCGCCCUCAUCACGGGGUGGAUCGCUAUCUAUCACUUUGAUUAUAUCUACCAUGAAAUUAAAAAACAAAUGUGACGAAUAGAGAAGGAAUGAGUGAACAAGGACAGAUAAAUGAGUGCACAAAGCUGAGCUGUGCAGAGGACACUUUGUUUUUGUUUGUUUGUUUGUUUUUAAUUUUUUUUAUCUGCAUUGCUUUUUGUCUUCUCUUUCACCUUGUAAUUCUCUCUCUCUCUCUCUCUCCUCUCUCUCUCUCUCUCCGUCGUGACUGCCAAAAGCUUGCUUGGCCGUGUCUCUUUCGUGCUGUAAGUGAAGCGCCAGGUCUCUCCUCCUCAGAUGCUCCCUUCUCCUCCCCUCUCUCUGGACUUCCUGUUAACGGUCUCUCCCUUUUCAAACGAUAGCCUCUCUAUGGUUGAUGCCUUGUUUGUUUUUCAAUUGUUCAAAGUAAUUUAAAAGUUAUGACUCUGAUUUUUAUUAUUACAACAACAGCUACUAUGAUAUAUUUUUAAUCACUAUUACUGUACUGUUGUCUUGGUUAAUUACUGAUGAUAUGAUAAAAAAAAAAAAAAAAAACUUUUUAUUUUGUUGAUAAAAAAACAUGUUUGAUAAGUGUUACAUUUUUUCCCCCUAAAUGAUGUCCGUUAAAGUUCUGUUGAUGUGAGUGGUCAAAGGUGAUACAUAUAACGUAUACAUAUAACAGAACAGCAGUCUUUGACAACAGACUCUGCACUCUGCAUUUAAUGCAUAUGUUUCAGCUUUGAUUAAACCUACCCCCCAAAGAGCAGCAUUAAAGGUUUAGUGAGCAAUGUUUGCUGUAAAAAGGAACAUGCUUCUAGAUUUAAAACCACAAUGGGCAUGCUGUGCACUUUGAGUCUUGCUGUGAGGCGUUUUGUUAUAUAGAGUCAUUUACAUUUUGUAGGCUCAGAAAAAAAUGGCUUAUAGAUGCAAUAAAUGGCCUGAUACAGGAACAAGAACAAAAUGCACAGUAACACAGGGAAACAUGGUCUUUUUAAAAGCCAUGACUUCAGAAUUUGUAUCAUUGUUGUGAGUCAGCAAGCAUUUUUAUAUCUUGGCAGGAAAAGCUACUUAGAGUUGGUGUGCUGUCGUUUCCUGACAUGAUUUUGAAAUGGGUCCUCUGUGACAAAAUCAGCAUCUCUGCUUGGUUUCCUGUCAAUCUUCACUCGAUCUCUCGUCUGCUUACCUCCUCUGCCAAGUCGCUCAGGCAACAGCCAGUGCAUCUGCGUGUCUACGCCAUGAGGAUAUUGGAGAUGCGAUCAGCCAAGAAUGACAACACUCAGAAAUGCUAAUUUGUGGUUUCUUCUGUAUGUGUUUGUGUGUGUGUGUGUGUGUGCGUGCACAAAUGUAUGAGAGAGGGAAUAAGCUUGCAGUGCAUGUGAGUUAAAGCUCAUGUGUUUGUGAGCAAGUGAGUAAAUUUUAGGUCACAUAAAUUGUAAGACAAAAAACUCAUACCCGAUUUUCCUUGACUGUUACAUUGUUUUUUACUCAGUGUUUUUGUUAUAAUUUUAUUGUGGUUUUGAUCGUUUUUGAUUUUCAUAAAUACUUGUGGGCAUUGUGUUGAAAUUACCUGCACAGCUGAACUUUCUUUUCCUCUUUUUGUUUGGUUACUCCAUAGCCCAGCCCCCUCUCUUAUGCAACCAGCCAAGGCAAUCAAAGUGUUUGUGAAGACAGGUUUAUGAUAUAUUAUGUGUAAAUGACCCUCAUUGCUAUUUUCAUAAAGGCCUUGUACACUAAUGGUGAAAGUGGGAAUGAAUCCCAGAUGCUUUUUACUACAGAGUUAAUAUUUGUUUUCAUUUGAUUUUUUUUAUCACUUGUGAUUUUGUAUAAUAAAAUAAGCAGGGUAUAAAGCACCCUGCAGAAUGAAUGCUGA
This is a messenger RNA of Alosa sapidissima (American shad), 6964 nucleotides long. RefSeq names its product mitotic deacetylase associated SANT domain protein b (gene mideasb). Gene Ontology annotation, biological process: negative regulation of DNA-templated transcription; regulation of transcription by RNA polymerase II. Gene Ontology annotation, cellular component: histone deacetylase complex; transcription regulator complex. The record is from RefSeq and is a predicted model, not a curated record. Gene Ontology annotation, molecular function: transcription corepressor activity. The coding region runs from base 791 to 4396 and encodes 1201 amino acids. The transcript has 13 exons. Lineage: Eukaryota; Metazoa; Chordata; Actinopteri; Clupeiformes; Clupeidae.